GAAGCGACGCCGUUUCAUUACACUUGUGUUCAUAAUUAAAAAUCUCUUUCGUCCCCUAAACGUCGCCGUUCGUAUUGCCAAAUCAUCUCUAUUAUGUCUCCGUCGACGGCGCCGGUUUUCGUCGGUCCAAUUCUCGCGGUGGAUGCUGCCGUAUCUCGCGUGAUUCACACGGCGGCGAAGCCACUACUCCCGCCAUUUCUCCUCCUCCUCUUAGAGAUCUCCGCCGAUUUCCGAUUCUCCUUCCCCGUCUCCCUUUCUCUCCUCCUCUCCCCUCCUUUACGCCCUUUCCUCAUCCCCUUCCUCCUCGGCCUCCUCUUCGAUCUAAUCUUCGUCGGAAUCGUGAAGCUAAUCUUCCGUCGCGCUCGUCCCGCUUACAAUCAUCCCUCAAUGUCCGCCGCCGUAUCCGCUGAUCACUACUCGUUUCCCUCCGGCCACGCAUCUCGCGUCUUCUUCGUUGCCGCUUCCGUUCACUUCUUUACUUCAGUCGCAGAAGCUUCCAUGGUUGAUCCGAGCUACUCCUUCUUAGACGGAUGGGUCAGAGAUCAUCGUGAUGGGGAAGUGAAGGGAAAUGUUGUGGUGGGUGUAUGGAUCUGGGCAACAGUGACCGCCGUUUCAAGGAUUCUCUUAGGGAGACAUUACGUGCUCGACGUAGCUGCUGGUGCUUGCUUGGGGAUUCUAGAGGCUCUCUUUGCUCUUAGGUUUCUGAGAUUUGAACAGAUCUUUGGGAGGUAAACAAAAAAGUAUCAAAAAUGUAAUCUUUGUAUCAGUUUGUUGAUUCACAUUCUUGCUGUAAUAUUUGUGACAUGAGAGAUUCAAGCUUUGAAAUUGUUUUCUAUUUCUUUGAAGAAUCAAAGUUUGUUCC
This is a messenger RNA of Eutrema salsugineum, 862 nucleotides long. RefSeq names its product probable lipid phosphate phosphatase beta. The transcript has a single exon. The record is from RefSeq and is a predicted model, not a curated record. Lineage: Eukaryota; Viridiplantae; Streptophyta; Magnoliopsida; Brassicales; Brassicaceae. Bases 94 to 732 code for a protein of 212 amino acids. Gene Ontology annotation, molecular function: sphingosine-1-phosphate phosphatase activity.